Molecule: messenger RNA, 468 nt
Organism: Exophiala spinifera
Lineage: Eukaryota; Fungi; Ascomycota; Eurotiomycetes; Chaetothyriales; Herpotrichiellaceae
Exons: 2
Coding region: 1-468 (155 amino acids)
Source: RefSeq, a predicted model, not a curated record
AUGGAGAUAGCAAAGCAGCACCUCUUCUCAAAACAGCUCAGUAAGCACUCCGUUGGAGCUUACAUGGAACUCUGUCGAGAAAUCGGCAACUCAUUCGAAGCGAUUCCACAAGCAGUAUUCGCAGAAGGAUCAUCACAAGGUCGGCAUGCUAGUCAUUCAAGAUCGAUUCUUCAACUCGAUGCCCAAACAAAAGCAUUACAGACCGAAAAGGAGAAGCUGUCAGCGGAACUCAGGCAGAUUCAGGAUCAAGCUAAUGCUGAAAGCGUAUUGCGCUUCCAAACUGAACACAAACUGAGUGAGUUAGAAGUAGACUUAUCUCUGAUGCGGGACGAGAAUGCACGGCUAUCACUGAUGAACGAGAAACUCACCAAACAAACGGAGCAAUCCGACGCAGAGCGAAAGAAAGUUUUGGCGGUCCUCUAUAGCCUAGGGCCGGGCCCUUCCAGCGCAAUACUUUCCUACAUCUAG